AUGCAUGUUUGGAGUCCUUGCGAUGUUGUGCCAGGAAUGCCAAGCGGCCGGUCUGGAAGGAUUCGAUCUCACUAUCUUUGGGGGGAUGCACCAUGGCCCUCGGCGGUCCUUCGCAAAAAACGGAUGGAUGCAGAAACUCGCUGCUUCCCUAGCUGUGUUAGCUCAAGCAUUGCUUGUGCCAGCGCUGCUCAGAGGCGUCUCGGGGAAUGCAACAGCCAUCGGCCGCCCUACGUCCCUGAGGCUGCAGAGGCAGGAAACCACAUUGCCUUGGCCAUGCCAGAGGAGAUCGAGCUGAAGCUGGUUUUCGCCAAUGACCACAACUCGGCGAACAUCAGUGUGUUAAACAACACCAGUGUGAAGGAGCUGAAGCGAAAAAUCGUGCAAGGGCACUGGCCCGAAAGCCCAAACCUCAUCCCAGCAGAACAAGUCGAGAGGAUACGGCUUUUUGCAGCAGGCAAAGAGCUCGGGGGCAAAGGCUCAGAGGACUCAAAGACUUUGAAAGAUGCCAACAUUCUGCUAAGCAAAGAUGGCCCGACUGCUGUUCACGUAAUGGCUGUCCAGGCCGGGGGCCCUGCAGUGGAGAGCGCUGACAACCCGGCGAAGGCCGCAUCACCGUGCUUUUGCACGCUGCUGUGA
This is a messenger RNA of Durusdinium trenchii, 636 nucleotides long. The record is from the annotation of a GenBank genome assembly. Lineage: Eukaryota; Dinophyceae; Suessiales; Symbiodiniaceae.